UGCGGCUGCGCACUGGGCUUUGUGUUGUCAGGCAGAAAAACCUCAUUAGUCAGGGUGGCGCGUGUCCUGCCAGACGGCUUCAUCGUCUGCGGAUAUAAUUUAGAUCAAAGCAGCACAUUUGUUUCCUGUCUUGUAUCAGUCGGUCAGCGUUGUAAACUUUGUUGUUUGUUGCUAUCAUGUCUGUGGGGGUAGAGUCUGGAUUUUCAAGCGAGGAGGUUCUGAACAGCCGCUUCCCUCUCCAUCGAGCCUGCAGGGAUGGAGACGUCGGUGCCUUGUGCUCCCUCCUUCAGUGCACCUCGAACCCGGCUGACCUCGCCGCUGAGGACACGUUCUACGGCUGGACGCCCAUACACUGGGCUGCUCACUUCGGGAAGCUGGAGUGUGUCAUGCGUCUGGUCCAGGUGGGCUGUAGCGUGAACUCCGUGACCUCCAGGUUUGCACAGACGCCUACUCACAUUGCUGCUUUUGGCGGCCACCCUGAGUGUUUGCUGUGGCUACUGCAAGCUGGCGCAGACAUUAAUAGACAGGACUAUGUGGGCGAGACGCCCAUCCACAAGGCUGCUCGAGCGGGCAGCCUGGAGUGCAUCAACGCUCUCUUGAUUCAGGGAGCGAAAGCUGACAUGAGGAAUGCCAGUGGGCUGACGGCUGCAGACCUGGCCCACGCCCAGGGAUUCCAGGAGUGCGCUCAAAUUCUCGCCCAAGCCCAGAACCUCCUACAGAACAUGACUCAGGCCCAUAACGGAGCCUUUCUAGAGCUCAUGAGCCAGAAUGGGGUCCAGAGUCGCUCCACCAUCCAGGGCCGCAGCUUCUUGAAUGGUGUGCCAAACAGAAAGAGGUCUUUUGAUGGGAUUGAGGUGAACCCUGGGAAAAAGGCGAGGCCAAAUGGGACAUCCCUGCCACCUAAAUUUCUGAACGGGAACGGGCCACUAGGUGGCACCGAAGACGCCCAAAUGGAGAGCAUGAACAUGGAGAUGGCGGCGGCUGUAACCUCAGUGAGUGGUGAGAGACUCUGUGAGGAUUUUUCCUCUAGUGACCCAGCAGCCCCAAUGUUCCUCGGCCAGCACAUCCACAGCGACUCACCUGAGAUGAGUAGCACUGCAGGAAGCCAGGUGGAGCAUCAGAAGUCGGUGAACGCAGAGCAGCUGUAUGAUCACACCCUCUUCAGCACCAUGCUUCUCUACCACGGAUCCUAAAAGAAAAAGGAGGCUGUAGACUGAAUUUAGUUGUCCGCCUUAAAUCCAUGAAAUGUUUUGAGUUGUGCAAUGAUGUGUUUCUUAUACCUAAAAGGGCCUUUGUUGUUGAUGGGUCUCGAUUUUGUAAUGAAGAAGUGUUUUGUUUGAGGAAAAGUGUACGUAUAAAGCUUAGAAAUGUUUGUGUUUCAAAUACUCUGCAACAUACGAUUGUCUGAUGAAGCACUGCCAAUACUAUUUUUGUUUCAUGACCUUUACCCUUCGUCAAAAUUCCUCCAUAUAACUUAAUUAAAAAGUUUUCCAAGCA
Molecule: messenger RNA, 1497 nt
Organism: Oryzias melastigma (Indian medaka)
Lineage: Eukaryota; Metazoa; Chordata; Actinopteri; Beloniformes; Adrianichthyidae
Gene: ankrd10b
Product: ankyrin repeat domain 10b
Exons: 6
Coding region: 177-1193 (338 amino acids)
Molecular function (GO): protein binding
Source: RefSeq, a predicted model, not a curated record